This is a messenger RNA of Daucus carota subsp. sativus, 3094 nucleotides long. RefSeq lists its product as uncharacterized. The transcript is spliced from 9 exons. The record is from RefSeq and is a predicted model, not a curated record. The coding region runs from base 207 to 2879 and encodes 890 amino acids. Gene Ontology annotation, molecular function: protein binding. NCBI's taxonomy places the organism in Eukaryota, Viridiplantae, Streptophyta, Magnoliopsida, Apiales, Apiaceae.
ACACUACUCCUAAUAAAGAUGACCUCGAAAAUUCCAAAAAGUCCUCCACUUGUCUCUAGAAAAAGUAAACAAAUACUCGUAGUAAUAAUGGAGAGUUAAAUAUAUAGAGAUAAACAUCUUGUAUCUAUAGAUUAGAUACACACUAUAGAGAGAGAAGACAUAAUUAUUAGUUACAGAGUUAAACCUAGAGAGAGAAGUUUGGGGAGAUGGUACAGAUCGUGAAGAGAAAGAAGAAAGGGCGACCGUCCAAGGCAGAUCUCGCUCGCCGGAGCUCCGAUUCGCCGCCGGCAGAGACUGAACGGCAACUUCGCCGGAGCGGUCGGCGGCGAAAUGUGCGAUACACUUUUGAUUUCGACGAUUAUAUCGAUGAGGACUUGGAUUACUACGACGACGAUGAUGAAAAUGACAGGAGAGAUAAGAAAUUGAUGAUGCUGCUUAAGUUACAGAGUUGCGAGUCGCCGCCGAGUGGGAGUCGGCGCGCGUCUUCUUCGGAGGGUAAGGCGGCGAAGAAGAGGAAAAUUGACGACGGUGAUGAUGACGUGGAGGAGGAAGAGGAAGAUAUUGUUGAUAGUUGUGAAGAUGAUAAUAAUAAUAAUAAUGAUGGUGAUGAGCUUAGAAGCCACAAACUGGAUGAGGCAAAAGGGAUAGACUCUUUUCCAGCAAGUCCGGUUGAUAACUCAUCUGGCCUUCCGUUGCCUCAGAAGAAGACUUUGGAGUUGAUUCUUGACAAACUUCAGAAGAAAGAUAUUUAUGGUGUUUAUGCUGAGCCCGUGGAUCCUGAAGAGCUUCCUGAUUAUCAUGAAGUCAUCAAGAACCCAAUGGACUUCUCCACCGUGAGGAAGAAACUAGGGAGUGGAAAAUAUACAACCUUCGAACAAUUUGAGCAUGACGUAUUUCUAAUUUGCGAAAAUGCGAUGCAAUACAAUUCUUCAGAUACCAUAUACUUUAAGCAGGCUUUCUCUAUUCAAGAAUUGGCAAGAAGAAAAUUUCAAAGGUUAAGGACCGAGCUUAGUUACCCUGAGAAAGAGCCCAAGAUUGAAGAGAAGACAACGUCGGACUCUUUUCCUAAAAAGCCAAUAAAGAAACCAAUAAACCGUACAGUACAAGAACCCAUUGGCUCGGACUUCUCCUCUGGAGCUACUCGUGCUAUGGCAGGAGAUUCUGCAUAUGGUUCUAAUCCAGCCCAAGCCAUUGUUUGUGAGAAGCCUAAGAGUGUUGAUAAGAUCAUGGAAGGAAACAUGCCUUCAGUUGACGACAAUAUGGACAGGGGAGAAGAAUUAGUAUCUGGGAAAGGUCUCUUAUCGAGACCAGUAAGGAAGACAUCUAUACUUGAAGAGAACCGUCGAGCUACAUACAAUAUAUCAAUUCCUUUAACAACAGCAUCGGAGUCGAUAUUUACAACUUUUGAGGGUGAAAGCAAGCAACUGAUUCCUGUUGGGGUUAAUGCAGACCAUUCUUACGCUUGGAGCCUUGCUCGCUUUGCUGCAACCCUUGGUACUGUUGCUUGGAAAGUUGCAUCGCAAAGGAUUGAGCAGGCUUUGCCCGAGGGGUUUAAAUAUGGGCGGGGUUGGGUUGGCGAAUACGAGCCACUCCCAACACCUGUGCUGAUGAUUGAAAAUCGCCCCCUGAAUAAUCCUGUUCCCCAGAGGUUUCAAUGCAAUUCUAAUGUGACGAAAGAAUGCAGGGCUAUUAGAGCCCCAUUAUCAGGCCAGGAGACCCUUAUUGCAGGAUCUACCUCAGCAGAGCUGCCUUUGUCUGAUGUUGCUGAAGCUAGACCUACUAAUUCUAGUUUCAGCGUCCAAGUUCCGGUCAAGGAAGAGCCUCUCAGGGUAACUAGUUCAGAUGGAAAAUCAUCAUUCGUCUCUUCGCCGAGGACCGCAGAUACUGAUCACAGAGCCACAUAUCAGCAGCAACACAUGCAGUCUAGGAAUUUUGCUGUACCUGUAAAACAAAAUUUGAAUCAUGUCGGACAGAGUUCUCCACUCUUGGCCAAUCACAGGCUAGCUGAGGUUGUGGGAGGGAAGCAGAUAUUAAGAACUCCAGAAACCCCAGGUAAGUCACCGGAGGCAGUUUUAUUGAACAGGAGCUCUCUGCAACCUGCAGCUUCUAAACAACGAAAUGUCAAUGGAGUGUUUGCUGGGGGAGUUUUUAAUGGACAAGCAAGGACCAGUGUCAUGGAUGGUAGAAUGGCCACCACAACCUCCUGUAAUCCAAAACAAAAGGGCGGUACGGAAAUUUAUUUCCCGCAUGGUCAGGAACAGGGAUUAAGCGACCCAGUUCAGCUGAUGAGAAUGUUAACUGAAAAAGAUCAACUUCAGCAUAGUUUAAAUCAUUCUCCAAACAAUGUAAGGUCUGCUAAUCCCUCAAAUCCAUGUGUUAAAAAAGAAGAUUCAAGCAAUGCUGCAGCAGCUGCUGCUCGUGCAUGGAUGUCCAUAGGGGCUGGAGUGUGCAAGCCUGCAGCAGAAAACAACAAUGCUCACAAGGGUCAGUUGUCUGCGGAUAUGUUGUAUAAUGGUCGUGAUCACCAGCCACAACUUUCACGGUUCCGGGGAGAAUAUCCAGCUACUACGAUUCAGUUUCAAGCUGAUAAAAGUAAUUUUCCAAUACAUGCGUUUGUGCAACAACCUGUCAGAGUAUCUAAUGAAGCUCAGUUUCAACACCAGCCUAUGGUCUUCCCUCAACUUGUAUCGCCUGAUUUGUCUAGAUUCCAGAUGCAGGGUCCCUGGAGGGGUCAUAAUCCACAAUCACAGCCUAGACAAAAGCAAGAAUCACUUCCUCCAGAUUUAAAUAUAGGAUAUCAGUCAUCAGGGUCUCCCGCGAGGCAAUCUUCAGGAGUGUUGGUGGAUACUCAACAACCAGACUUAGCUUUGCAACUAUAGGUGGCACAGUUUUUGCAGUUGUAGGGAGAGAAUUUUGGAGCAAUUUGAUUGGCUAUCUUCUGUUGGUUAUAUCUUCCGCUAAUUACCUUUAGUUGGAGAUGGUGAUUGAAUGGCAAUUGAAUUUAAUGCUUAAUCCAGUGUUAGGAUUGAUAUCAGCACCGAUGUACCUUUGAGAAAAACUUAGUAAAAGUAUUUGUGAAUUGGGUUUUAUACAA